Molecule: messenger RNA, 6532 nt
Organism: Dendroctonus ponderosae (mountain pine beetle)
Lineage: Eukaryota; Metazoa; Arthropoda; Insecta; Coleoptera; Curculionidae
Product: calcium/calmodulin-dependent protein kinase type 1
Exons: 5
Coding region: 1-1113 (370 amino acids)
Biological process (GO): protein phosphorylation
Molecular function (GO): ATP binding; calcium/calmodulin-dependent protein kinase activity; calmodulin binding
Source: RefSeq, a predicted model, not a curated record
AUGCCUCUAUUUGGAAAAGACAAAAAAUCCAAAAGCAAAAAUGGUAGUAAAGACUGUGCUGACAAGAGUCUAGUUGACGAAAAGUACCAUCUCAAAGAACAGCUAGGGACGGGAGCAUUUUCUGAAGUCAGGCUUGCGGAGAGCAAAGAAAAGCCCGGCCAAUUAUUCGCAGUCAAAAUAAUUGACAAAAAAGCUCUAAAGGGCAAAGAGGACUCAUUGGAAAAUGAAAUUAUGAUUUUAAGAAAGCUGACGCAUCCAAAUAUCGUUCAACUCCUGGAAACUUUCGAAGAUAAGAAUAAGGUUUAUCUUAUAAUGGAGCUGGUUACCGGAGGCGAACUAUUUGACCGGAUUGUUGAGAAGGGCUCCUACACUGAAAAAGAUGCAGCCCAUUUAAUACGUCAGGUGCUAGAAGCAGUUGAUUAUAUGCACGAACAAGGAGUGGUACACCGUGAUCUGAAGCCUGAAAAUUUGUUAUACUAUAGCCCAGAUAAGGAAAGCAAGAUCAUGAUAAGCGAUUUUGGCCUUUCUAAAAUGGAAGAUGGUGGAAUUAUGGCAACAGCUUGCGGUACUCCAGGAUAUGUAGCCCCCGAGGUAUUGGCUCAAAAACCAUAUGGUAAAGCCAUUGACGUGUGGAGUAUAGGAGUGAUUUCUUAUAUAUUACUUUGUGGAUAUCCACCUUUCUAUGAUGAAAACGAUGUGAAUCUUUUCGCUCAAAUUCUUAAAGGGGAAUUUGAGUUCGAUUCUCCUUAUUGGGAUGAAAUCAGUGGUUCUGCAAAAGACUUUAUCAAAAACUUGAUUUGCGUCAACGUUGAAAAACGAUUCAGUUGCAAGCAGGCACUAGCUCAUCCUUGGAUUUCUGGCAAUGAAGCGUCAAGUAAAAACAUUCAUGGCACUGUAUCUGAACAGUUGAAGAAAAAUUUUGCAAAGUCUCGGUGGCGCCAAGCUUACCAUGCAACAGCUGUAAUUCGUCAAAUGCAAAGAAUGGCACUAAGCAGCAGCGGAAGUCAAGGUCCUAAAAACCCGUCUCCCAAGCUAAAUACGACGGAUGGUGCUGGAGGGGGCCGUGGAGAUCAAUCUAGAGGCAGUAGUGCCUCUUCCGCUGGUAAAUUGUAGAUACUCAGUUUUAAGGUCAAAUUUCAAUUUGCAUGGAACGAAUAGCCGCGUCUACGUGCCUGUUGGUUAAGAUGUGAUGUAAAUUCCAAGAUACAAAUUCGCUUAUUUCUGUACUCUGAUCCAUAUUUAUCCGGCAGACUAAGGAAAGCAAUCAACGUAAAGAACAACACCACAUGAAACUUUGGAUAAUGUAUUCAUUAUUGCCGCAUUUAAUGAAUUUACAGAGUGUUUGUAAUACGUCUGUCCCAAAUACUAGCACAUAUUCUUAAAAGAAAAACGAGGAAUUAACCAAGAUUAAUUAAGCUGCAUUCCUUGCAGACUUGUAUGUAUGUAUAUUUGAUCAUGCAAUUUUGACUAAUAAAUCGUACACUAUACGAUAAAUAAAUGUAAUAAAGGCAAGAAUUUUGUCGAAAGAUAGUGCAAGUCUCGAGGUUCGCUAACCUCAAGCACCCUCAGGACCGGUUUCGAGCCUAUUAGCUCUCAUCAGCUGAGUUUAAAUCCAGCUGAUGUUAAUAGUUUCCUCUCUUUGUGUUUGCAUUGGGUAAAUCAAGUUCAGGUUUCGCGGUCGCUAAUUUCAAGCUAAACCCAGCUGAUGAGCCGUAAUAGGCUCGAAACCGGUUAUGGGGGUGCCUGAGGUUAGCGAACGUCAAAACUUCCGCUAUCUUAAAUAAAUGUAUGUUUUUUAACUAUCUAAGUAAAUACGUUACUUUAUUCAUUAGAGUUGCGGCGAAUUGUAAACUUAAAAUAUUUAGCAUUUUACUUACCUCAAAAAGGCAAUUCUGUGUGUUUGGUCAUAUAUUUUUCUUAUAACUGGACCAUAAAAUAUUUCAUUUUAAAUAGGAUUUGGUUAGGUCUCACAGUAGCCUUUUCCAAUGUGCAUAGAAAAAAAUCUAUUAUCUGAUCGAAAUGUUCAAGUGGCAAAGUAACUAAUUGAUAUUUUUUUUAAACCGAACUUUGCCGCACUGUAUUGAAAAGCCGUCCACUUUCAGAUUAGAUCAAUUGGACUAAUUCGUCAUGUUUUCACGUAAGAAAGUUGUGGAAAUGUGUACAGCCAUUUUGCAAACCCCUCAUUUUUUGACAGCAGUGCUAUAUCUCAUAGUUAAGGAUUGAAGUUUUCGUUACGCUGUAUUUAAUGUGACUUAAAUGUAAAGACAUUACUAUAAGGCUAUAUAAUGGACAAUAUGUUCCUUAUUAAUUUUAAGAUAUUCAAUAAACCCACUUCGGUGGAUGGCCAGCUUUAACUUGCACUAUAAAGAAUAUUGUGCCAAAUGUAAACACUAAUGUAUAUCGGCCUUAUGUGAAAAUUACAUCGAAAAAGAUUUUCAUGAAACACGCAUUAAACAUUUUUGAUUGUAUAUUAAUGAGUAGAUGAAAAGUUGGUCAUCCAUAAGCGCAUAAUUUUAUAGAGUCAUUCUUAUUGGUUGAAAAUUCGUGAGCUGGAUAUUUAUUUUAAAAGGCUGGUAACAUUUAUGUCUAGUCGAGUUUCAAAUGUUUUCCUUUUUACGUUAAAGUACACUUUAAGCAGAUUAUCUGAAAUAAAUAUUUGAUCGUCUCUAAAAAUUACGAGGAAACAUUUGCUCAUUUUUUUUAAAUUUGGGUCUUGAACACUAAGCAUUUACACAUGAAAAUGCUAUUGCCUGGUUCUAUUUGCGCUACGGAAUGUUUUAUGUAAUACAAUUCAGGACAUAACACACAACAUUGUUGCUAAUUCUAUUUAAGUUUUUCCAAAUUCUUGGAGACCUGGAUUCUUAGAAGGUUUUCUAACGUCUGUUCGAAGUCAAGAGGCACGAGCAUUAGUGUCAACUUGUGUCCAGAUUUCUUGUAUAAUAUCCAUGCAUUUUGUAUGUUCGCAUCUAGAAUCCAAGUUAUCAAGCUCCAGUUCCACUUUUUUGCUCUGAUUCCAAUUCGAAAGCGGUUAAUGUUCUCAUCAAUCAAAUCUGUGCCGCCCAUUGCAUUGUUAUAUUUUCCAAUAAUACAUGGACGUUGCACCUGGAUAAGUCUUUUUUUUUCAUUUGGAGUAUCUUUUUGCAAACGAUUGUGGUUUCACACAGUAACAUGUUGAUGCCACACUUACGACGUUAUUAUCUAAACAUCUUACAAAAAUAAUGUCAGUUGCUCUAUCAAGGAUUGAAUCGAAAUCACCUCCCUUACGUUUCUGCAUAUUAUUUUUUGAAGCCAUUGGACAGUUUCAAUAAUACCCGCGAUCCUUUGUAUGUACCAAAAGGUGUAAGCUUGUAAAUAAAUUGUCACAAUAAAAUUUGCAAGGUAAUUUGACUUUAUUGACUGGUAAUUCAUCGAGCAUAGUGACAAAAGGUGCAGUACAGGUCCCAAAAACCUUGUAUUUGAUUUGCUUUAGGAUCAGAUCCUUGGUACAAGUUGAAAUUUGGGUCGAACAGUUACAGUUAAUGGGAUCGUACUCCUCUUUGGUUGAAACGUAAAGUAAAUUUAGUGGCCAAUAAAUCGGAGAAAAGUGCUUGGUGGAAUACCAAUAUAACAGUUUUAGCUUAUUGUAUUGAAGGAAUUUUAUCAAAAUAUCAAUAUAUUCAGUUUUCUCAAAAUUAUUUGUACGUUUGGAUGUAUAUUAAAAGUGUUAAUUUUAUUCAUAGAACACUCAAAGAAGAAGUAAUACCAAUGAAUGACUCUAAUGGCGCUUUUUAUGUAUUAUGAAACUACUUGCUGUUAAACAAUGGUAAGACAUGUUGGUCCAUUUUAAUCUAAUUCUUGAGCUAAGUGCAAAUAUUCUAAAUUUUUAAGAAUACUCUAACUUAUCGCAUUCCACUAUAUCUGUGGUGUUUCUAAACUCCAAACUAAAUGCUGGGUGAUUCAGUUAGAAUUAAUUUUUUUGCUGCGAUGGUUAAUAAAAAAGUUAUUAUUUCCAUAUUCUUUAGAAUGUUUUGUUGAAAACCGUUCGUAUCUCAAAUUCUGUUUCAUAAAUUCGAAGUCAAGAUAUUGCAGCAGGAGUAAGCCCACGAGUGAAAGUAAUUAUAUGGAAGAGAAGGAAUUCGUUGCAUUAAUGAUCCGAAUAAAAAAUCAGUAAGAUUCGAGUAAAUUUCGAGUUUCGCCAACCUUGGGCACCCCCAGGACCGGUUUCGAGCCUAUUAGCUCUUAGCUCUAGGUUUCGCUGUCGCUAAUUUCAGGCCAAACUCAGCUGACGAGAGCUAAUGGGCUUGAAACCGGUCCUUGGGUGUUUGGACAUUAAUGAUUGUCCCAUUUUAUUAAUUAAAACUUGAUCACCCUGUAUACAAUCUCUGAAAACUUCAGGUUAGCUUUUAAGUUAUUAUUUAACUUGGUAUUACGUUGAUGAUAGUCUAGCCACGUUGAUAAUAUUCAUGCAUUAUUACAACUUUAUUGAUAAAUUAGUAAAUAUGCCUGCUUAGGUGCUUGGAUUUUGUCGGUAUAAAUAAAAUGCUAUUUUCCUUGGACCAACGUUUUGGGUAUUUUAACCCAUCAUCAGGGGUUCCUAUAGCCGAAACGUUGGCCCAAGAAAAAUAGUGUUCUAUUUUCUGUUGCCAUGAGAAUUAUUUUGAACGAUGUCCAUAUUUAUACUAAUUUGAGUUGAAAUCACCAAGUCGUUUAAUGCAUAAAAAUGUACCAUGCCCAAUUCUCAGAACAAACAUAUACCUCUGUAAUUGAGCAAACUGAAGAAUUACAUGGAACUAUCUCUGUCAUAGCCACAUUGUUCAAUGUAAAAAAAAACAUGAUCUCAAGUUUUAAAUUCAAAUACUACCCAUUUGUCAUUGUGGGACUUCAAAAUGUUCAAAAUAAUUCUCAGCCGACGAUCUAUUGACCGAUAAGCCCAAACACCUCAACAAGCAUUUUUUACCAAUUAGCAUAACGGUCACCAACAAACAACAACAUUUAUUACAGGGUGACAAUAAAAAAUGACCUCUAGCAAAAACUUCAUAAAAUGUUUAAUUUUCAAUAGAAACAAAAUUUAUCAACAAAGAACAAUAAACAACUAUUUUGACUACAAGAUGCGCAGCCGGAUUAGAAGUGGCCUCCUUGCGCGUCUCGGCAGAGCACCAAACGCUACCGAAAAAUUUAUGCCGCGCCACGCACUUCUUCCGGCGACAAUCGUUCCCAUUCCCGACGCAGCGGCCGUUUCAGCGACUCGAAAGUUUUGUGGCGUGUAGCACAGGACCUGGUCUCCAAAAUAGAAGACACACUGUAGUCCAUCGAAUUGAGAUCUGGCGUGUAGGGCGGCCAUUCCGCCGACGCGAUGAAAUUCGGAAAAUGGAUCCGGCAACAGUCCUGAGUCUCUUUCGCCUUGUGGGUCAGAGUCCUGUUGGAACGUCCAAUCCGCACGGAAGUACGACGGCUUCGAGGAUGUCACGGUGGUAGAAGUGCUUGUUGAUUUUCACCCUUUGUUCCACGAAUACGAUGUACCGGAGGCCUCCACGGACCAGCUCUUAUCGUUCAGCUGAGUGUGGGUUUGUUCAACGGUGAAUAGCUUCACAUCAGUGAAGAGGAUUUUCUCCCAUUGAAGAGGAGCGUGGCGUCCAAGCAUUCGUUUGGAUCGUUCAAGCCGUACGCACUUGUCGUCGGAGGGGAGUUGAACUUUUUGGAGUUUCUAGGGCUUGAAAUGGAGAUCCUGUCUGGCUGUUUGGUGGAAUGAUUCCCAAUUGAUACCAGUCUCACGCGCGUUUUUUCUGUGACCAGUUUGGCCGAGCUCUUCAAACCUCUUGAUGGUUCGUUGGACGUUUGAUUUGUCGAUGCCGAGCGUUCGCGCAAUAUCGAUCGGACGCUUUUUCAAUUCAUAUAACGUCAAAGUUUUUUUGUUCUUGGGUUUGACAUCUUAAUAAAGUGGCUUAAAUAAAAAUUUUCAAACAGUAAAUAAACAUGUCACAUUUGUGACAAUUUGGUUGUUAUUUUUUUAGUGUCAUCUGGUAAUAGUCUCUUUCUAAGUUUAUUUAAUAGCAUUUCUAAAGAUAGAAGAUAAUUUUUUAUCUUUUGAGAAUACUUCAAAUAUAUUUACGUGCAUUCUGUAUAUAAAUAGUUUCUAAUGUGACAAAUAAGUGUAAAAGGCAGGUUUAAAACAGUUAGUUGUUUUAAAAUCAUUAAUCUAUCCCACAACCGCUUUAGAUGGUGUGCAAAUGAUGCCUAAUUAUAAUAAAUGAGUAUCUACCAUUUGUGCUUAACGAAAGAACUAGCCUUUUAUAUUUAUCAAAAAAUCCUGUUGAAGGAUUCUUGUGAUUUUAGUAAUUCUCUAACAUGUUAACUAUUAAUAUCUAUGUAAUAUUUUUAUUUUUUUACACAGUAGCUGUUUAGUUUGGGAAUAUAAUUGAUCUGAAUAUUUAUCUUUACUGGAAAUAAUCUGAAGUGUACGCUUUUGUAUCAUAUAAGUUAAGAUACAUUGUAUUGAUCUGUUUUAAAUUGAAUCAUCUGCAGUAAACGACAAAUAUACGACCUACAUUAAGUA